This is a messenger RNA of Cyprinodon variegatus (sheepshead minnow), 1753 nucleotides long. RefSeq names its product very long-chain acyl-CoA synthetase-like. Bases 62 to 1522 code for a protein of 486 amino acids. The transcript is spliced from 7 exons. Gene Ontology annotation, molecular function: long-chain fatty acid transmembrane transporter activity; long-chain fatty acid-CoA ligase activity. Lineage: Eukaryota; Metazoa; Chordata; Actinopteri; Cyprinodontiformes; Cyprinodontidae. The record is from RefSeq and is a predicted model, not a curated record.
UGCCUGCUCUGCUCUGCUCUGCCUGCUCUGCCUGCCUGCUCUGCUCUGCCUGCCUGCAGACAUGUCCAUGUGGCUGACCGCUGCGCUCGGCCUGGCCCUCCUCUCCUAUGCGUACAUCAGGACUUUCCUCCCGUAUUUCUGGGAUGACUGCGUCUCUAUGCUGAGGAGCCUCAAGCUGAGCUUCAGGCUGAUCAGCUACAAGAAGCGCAAACCUUUCUACAGCAUCCUGGAGUGUUUCCUGGACGCAGCGAGGAGACACCCCACCAAGGUCUUCAUCCACUUCGAGGGGCGCGCCUUCUCCUACGCACAGGUGGACAGGCAGAGCAACCAGGUGGCCAGAGCCCUGCAGGCUGAAGCCCGGCUGAAGGAGGGGGACACGGUGGCUCUGUUUCUGCCAAACGAGCCCAACUUCGUGUUGUCUUGGCUCGGUUUGGCCAAGCUGGGCUGCCCGGCCUCUCUGCUCAACUUCAACAUCAGAUCCAAGUCCCUGCUGCACUGCUUCUCCUGCUGCGGGGCCAAAGUGCUGCUCACCUCUCCAGAGAUGCUGGAUGCUGUGAAGGAGGUGCUGCCGACGCUCAGAGAGCAGGGAAUCCGCGUGUUCCUCCUGUCUGACAGCUGCAGCAUUGAAGGCAUCACCGCUUUAUCUGACAAGAUAUCUGAAGCCUCAGACGAGCCGCUGUCCCCUGAGCUGAGGGCCAACAUUCACAUCCGGAGUACGGCUCUCUACAUCUACACGUCCGGCACCACAGGUUUGCCUAAAGCAGCCGUCGUCACCCAUGAGAGGGUGUGGGCGGCCUCCUUCGUCCAGGCGGCGUCUGGAACCACUGCAGAGGACAUCUUCUACCUCAACCUGCCUCUGUAUCACAGCGCUGGCUUCCUCAUCGGGCUGGCCGGAGGGAUCGAGAGAGGUCUGACCAUCGUGCUGAAGAGAAAGUUUUCCGCCUCUCAGUUCUGGGACGACUGCAGGAAGUAUAACGUGACGGUGAUGCAGUACAUCGGCGAGACGCUGCGUUAUCUCUGCAACAUGCCCAAGAAAGAGAACGAGAAGAACCACAAAGUCCGAAUCGCCAUCGGGAACGGAGUCCGAGCCGAUGUUUGGAGGGAGUUCCUGAAUCGAUUCGGGGACAUUAAGGUCAGAGAGCUGUAUGCCGCCACCGAGGGGAACAUCGGCUUCAUCAACUACACCUCAAAGAUCGGAGCCGUGGGACGGAUCAAUUUCCUGCACAGGUUUAUCUUUCCCUGCAUGUUGAUCAAGUUUGAUGUUGAGAAGGAGGAACCGAUCAGAAACUCAGAGGGUUUGUGCAUCAAAGCAGAAAUCGGCCUGGUGUUUCCUCCUGUUCCGCAGCCGUCCCUGGAGAUGACAGGAACGUUCAAGAUGAAGAAGGUGAAGCUGGUGGAGGAGGGAUUCAGCCCUGCUCUCAUUAACGAGCCGCUUUACUUCCUGGAUCCUGACCUAAAGACUUACAACCCUCUGACAGAAGAGAUCUACGGCCAGAUCAGCUCCGGGAAGGUCAAACUCUAACAGAAACGCGACUCAACGUUUGGUUUUAUUUUAAUUUUAAUUGAGGACUUAACUUCUCAUCCGUUGGACCUUAAUCAACUAAUCUCAGGGAGAAACUUUUGACCCAGCACUUGUUUGUUUAAAGAUUUUCUUUUUUUUAUUAACACGUUCACUGCACACCUCUACAGAUGUUUUAAUUCAUCAUCCUGAGUGUUUCAGAAUGUUUUUAAAUAAAUCCUUAGAAUAAAAAUA